AAAAUUCCAACUUGAGUUAAUACUACAUCAAUGGCGAAAAAGAGCACCAACUCGAAGCCCUCAGGGAAUCCUCCCUCCACGGCUUCAGCUCAUAUCUCUAAGAAGUCUAAGCCAAAGAAAAAGAAGAGUGAUAAGCGUCAAAGUUCUUUUGUGAAUGCACCAAUUUAUGACCUUCUCCAUAAUUUCGAAAGAGCUCCAGACCAAUGGGCCGCAAGAUAUAUCCUUAUUCUUUCAGGGGUUAUUCUCCGUAGUGCUGUAGGGCUUGGCUCGUUUCUGGGAGAAUCACAGCCUCCAAUCAAUGGAGACUUUGAAGCUCAACGUCACUGGAUGGAAUUAACUUUCCAUUUACCAAUUACUUCGUGGUAUUUUUAUGAUUUACAAUAUUGGGGGCUUGAUUAUCCCCCCCUUACUGCAUUUCAUCUGUAUGUCUGUGGAAAAAUAGGUUCUUUUAUUAACAGCAGCUGGUUUGCACUCGAUGUUUCAAGAGGUAUUGAAACUUCAGGAUUGAAGACGUACAUGAGAUUCACAAGUUUACUUAGUGAAGUUCUUAUUUACUUCCCAGCACUUUUAGGAUUUAUUGCAUUCUUAGGGAAGAAGUUAAAUCUCAGUAGAAUGGAUCAAAUCGUUCUUUCAGCAAUUAUUAUGUGCCAACCUUCUCUCAUUUUGAUCGAUCAUGGCCAUUUUCAAUACAAUUCAAUCAUGUUGGGACUCUUUUUAUUCUCACUUACAGACCUUUGUGCUGGAAAUUAUGUACUUGCAUCAGUAUGGUUCGUCUUGUGUAUUAAUUUCAAACAAAUGGGUCUUUACUAUGCUCCAUUCAUAUUUGCAUACCUUCUUUCGAAGACUUUUACAAACGUCCAUGACACCAAGCAAUGGUCAUUCAUCAAAUGUUUCAAUUUGAACCGUUUGCUUGCCAUUGGCUUCACGGUAAUUAUAACCUUUGCAACCAUUUUAUUCCCAUUUGCAUUGGCUGGUUACCUGUCUGAGGGAGAAGAAGUCAUUGAUCAGUUGAAACAAAUUUUGAUUCGAGUUUUCCCUUUCCAAAGAGGUAUUUUUGAAGAUAAAGUAGCUAAUUUUUGGUGUACCACAAAUUUGGUCAUCAAAUAUAGAAAUAUUUUUACUUUACCUCAACUCACAAAAAUAUCGCUUUUACUUACCAUUCUUUCCAUCCUUCCACCUUGCUCAAUGAUUUUCUAUAAAAACGUCUUUUCAAAAAAGUUCCUGAAUCUGUAUUGGCAAGUGGAAAAGUACUUGGCUCUAGUAUAUGGGUUUGCCGCAACUUCAUGGGGAUUCUAUUUGUUUUCAUUCCAAGUUCAUGAGAAGACUGUAUUGGUUCCUUUACUUCCAAGUACUUUGUUAUACCUUUUGGGUGACUUAAAUUCAAUUGCUAUGUGUCAAUGGAUAAAUAAUAUUGCAGUUUUCAGUAUGUGGCCAUUACUUAAAAAGGAUGGCUUAAUUUUACAAUACAUUGUUGUUCUCUUCUUAUCAAAUUUCUUGAUUGGUGGAUUUAGUCUUGGAUCUAGAAAUACUUUAUUCCCACCAAGAAAUAUUCUUUGGAAAUUGGUUAUCAUAUGCUCCUACGUUGGCGCUUUUAUUAUUCAUUUUAUUGAUUACUUCUACUUACCUCCAGUUAAAUACCCAGAUCUUUGGGUAAUUUUAAACACAACAUUAUCAUUUGGUUGCUUCGGGUUGUUUUGGUUGUGGCUUUUGUACAGAAUGUAUAAAUUAUAAGUACUGAAAGCAA
[Candida] anglica is the source of this 1744-nucleotide messenger RNA. The record is from the annotation of a GenBank genome assembly. Lineage: Eukaryota; Fungi; Ascomycota; Pichiomycetes; Serinales; Debaryomycetaceae.